AUGAGCAACGAAGCCGAGCAGCAGCCGCAGAGCCUCCGGGCUCUUUUCCACGGUGCAGAGGCGAAAAGAAAGGAGCUUGAGUCUAGUUAUGACUCGAACGGCGAUGCCUACCAGCAGAAGCUCAGCUCAGCCAUCGCCACCUAUGAAGAGUGCCUGAAAGUUGCCGACCGCGUUUCGCUAUUCAGCCCCAACGAGACCCUGGAAGACGUGGCGUCCGGAGACUUACAAUACAUGGUCAUUAACUACCAUCUCGCUGAGCUGUUCCAACGCAUAGUGGGCACAGACCGCAAGUCCAUCCUCAUCAACGCCCGUGAAAGCUACGAGAAAUUCAUGAAGUUGCUCGACAGCUAUGACGUCCUGUCGAAGCCUGAUGCCAAGCUCUAUGAGAAGUACCAAGAGUCCCCCAACUCCUUCUCCACUGCAUCCACUACAGAUGCUGCCGCCAGACGCGACACAAAGAUCUCCCGCUUCAGAGCCGAAAAAGAGCUGAAGGCGAAGCUUGAGCAUCUCAACCAAAACCCAGCCGCUUUCCAAAACGACGAGGAUGCCCUGCGUCAGCUGUACCUUACAAAUAUCGCUCUUUGCGUGCACCAGACCUUUGCAUCUCUCGAGUCACUGGCGCAGGAGCUACAAAUUCUUGCCAUGGCGCCGCCGGCGCGUUCGCCAAAUGCGGCUCCCACCGCAGAGGAUUCGCGGCAGCGUGACCGCCGAGGUGACGGUUAUUCGGAGCGCCUGGAUUCACCGCUUGCGGGCCUGGCAAGCCGAACUGGGCCUAUUCUGAGCGCAGAUGGAAAGCCAAUGCGGCCUUUUACGCUUCUCGACAGCAGACAAAGGGUACAGCAAGGUGUCUUCCGGCCAGAUCACAGCUUACCCACCAUGACCAUCGACGAAUACCUGGACGAAGAGAGGAAGCGGGGAGGCAUCAUCGAAGGAGGCGGCGAGCAGUCGGGGAUGCAACCGGAACCGGACGAGGACAACUGGGAAAAGGCCGAUGCUGAGACGCUGAAAGCGCGCGCAUGGGAUGACUACAAGGACGACAAUCCCAAGGGUGCUGGAAACACGAUGAACAGAGGCUGA
This is a messenger RNA of Diplodia corticola, 1077 nucleotides long. Its product is annotated as tor signaling pathway regulator. Gene Ontology annotation, cellular component: cytosol. The transcript has 3 exons. Gene Ontology annotation, molecular function: protein phosphatase 2A binding. Bases 1 to 1077 code for a protein of 358 amino acids. NCBI's taxonomy places the organism in Eukaryota, Fungi, Ascomycota, Dothideomycetes, Botryosphaeriales, Botryosphaeriaceae. Gene Ontology annotation, biological process: regulation of signal transduction; regulation of dephosphorylation. The record is from RefSeq and is a predicted model, not a curated record.